Colletotrichum phormii is the source of this 772-nucleotide messenger RNA. RefSeq lists its product as uncharacterized. Bases 464 to 700 code for a protein of 78 amino acids. The transcript has a single exon. The record is from RefSeq and is a predicted model, not a curated record. Lineage: Eukaryota; Fungi; Ascomycota; Sordariomycetes; Glomerellales; Glomerellaceae.
AAAGCGAAUAAUCAGGGAAUGCCACACUGGGGGACUGAUAAGAAGAACACUGCUGUUAUCGAUGAUCCUGCUGAGUGCGGGGGAGCUCCCCUUUGGAAACAUGCAAUUCUGGAGGGAAGCUUCGAAGCUUGGGGAAGCUGGGGGCUAUCAGGAUGCGACGUGGAUGAGAAAUGAACUGAUGAUACUGAGUUCAUGUACACCGAGUGUCAAUCGGAAAUACCCUAAGCGCAGGGAAGCAUCCUGACCAUUCCAACUUUUCUUUCCCUUUUCUCUCCUCUUUCGGGGAGGUAGGGUGCUCCGAUGAAGAUGCAUCAGUGCGCGGAACGACCCUUUUGGCAGCGGGCAAACGCUGCAGAACAAGCUUUUACUGCGGGAGCUUCCUGGAUCCUACGUUGUGAUGCGGCAAUUGAAAAAUCGUGGGGGGUCGAGUCAGGAGUUGGAUAAGCUUAUCAACUUAUGAAUCAUGAGUGACCGAGGUUUUCGUGGAUGUCAUGACAUUUGGGGGGCACGUAUGGUUCUGACACGAUCCAUCGGAAUGUUACCUCGGCAGCAGACUUGGGGACACGGGGUGGGGCCGGUAUUCGGGGGCAUGCGUAUCGGACUGGCCAGGUCCGCUCCGGGGCGAAGGCCGGACUCCAACUUCGCUCUACCUGUACACACCUUUGCUGACCUCGCCAUUCGAUCCACAAUCAAUUCAUAAAGUUGUUCUGUGAAUACUCCUCUAGCAAGUUACCUCGAAAGUAUGUAAGCUAGGUUGAACUACCUGCUAUCC